Messenger RNA from Symbiodinium necroappetens, 3764 nucleotides. The record is from the annotation of a GenBank genome assembly. NCBI's taxonomy places the organism in Eukaryota, Dinophyceae, Suessiales, Symbiodiniaceae.
GCCUAUCAUGGGCCAAGUUCAUGGAAGUUUCCUCCGAGAGCGAAACCACAGAGGGCAAGUACGGCAUACCAAGGUAUGACGGCAAUGUCCACCAGCUCCAAGAGUACACGUAUAGAGUGAAGUUGCGGGAGCUGAAGGAAAGCAGCAUGGAGCCGGCCGAGCUGAAGAAAAUCGGGCCACUAGGCAUACGCCUAGUCGAAGGCCUGCGCGGCCCUGCUUUGCACAUGGUCAGAGAAAUACCACCUGAAGAGCUGGCCGGUGCCAAAGGACCGUCUUCAAUUAUCAAGUGCCUCACCCGGUCUUUGAGGCCGAGACGAGAGCAGGAGGCCAGAGAGUUGUACAAGGCGGGCGCCAAGGAGCAUGGACCCCUGAGCCGGCAGUACGGUGAGCCGGUUUCGAUGUAUGUAUUACGGCGGCGAACAUGGUGGUCCAUGCUGCAAGAUUUAGAUAGCAACAUAAAGUUGCCCGAGGAGAUGCUUGCAGAACAAGUUCUUCAAAACGCUCGCCUCUCGGAUGACCAGAUCCUCAUGAUCCGCACCGUGGUCGGCAAGGCUCUCACGGUAGAGGCCGUGUGUGAGGAGAUGGUUGCCCAGCAUGCCUCCCUUCACCUGAAAGAAAAGAGGACGCAGCCCCACUUUCCGCGGAGCAAGGGGCCCGGCUACAAGGGUGGCUAUAAGAGCGGCAAGGGCAAGGGCUAUGGGUACCUUGCCGAGUUUGAGGAGCUCGAGGACCCCUACGAGGAGGCCUAUGCAGCCUGGGACAGCCAGAGCCAGAGCCUUGGUGGAUAUGAGGACGAUGGCCACAGCUCUGCGUACCAGGCGGCCCCGGACCUCGACUACAUCGAGGAAGAUGAUGGGGUGAUCCAGGCCUUCACGGCGAUGCUGCAGGAGGGGUUUGACGAGACGCUGGACGGUGAGGCGGCCGAGUUUGCAGCCGAGGUUCUUCAAUCCGAGGGCGAGGCCUACAUGCUUCGCCAGCAGGCCACCCAGAGAGGCCACCACGGGUUUCAGAACAAGCGCUAUGAGUUCCGUGGAGAGAUGAGCAUCGAGGAGCGCAAGGCCCGCAUAAGCUCCCUCAAGGAGCGCACCACGUGCAAACGAUGCGGCCAGAAGGGGCACUGGGCGAAUGACGCCAGCUGUCCCAAGGGCAAGGGCAAACGACCCCUCCGGCUUCCUCGGCGUCCUCCUCGGCGUCCACGGCGGCAAGUAAGAGCAAGGGCAAGGGCAAAGGAGGACCGUUCAAACCGAGGUCACCAAGACAGCGAUGAUGGCGACGAAGAACGACUUUACCAAGAUGCCGCCACCGACGAGCCUGGAUCCGCCCAGGCCUGCUGCCCCUAUUGCCCCGACGUCUUUGGAUGGUGUGGCCCCGCCUUCGACUUUGAGCUCCUUGUUGUCUUGGCCGGGAAGACGGCCAGAGGCGGGCAAAGGCGGGGCGAGAGGGACAGAACAGGCCACAGCACCGGGAACAUUCGAAACAGCUUUGGUGGCUCCUUCUUCUUCCCAGGAAACAGAGCAGGCGACAGCACCGAGAACAUUCGGGACAGCUUUGGUGGCUCCUUCUUCCUCUUCGUCUUCAGCCAUGGUGGCGGUCUGGACAUGGACCAGCAGAUGCUCAUAGAAGCUCUGCGUGCCAACAGCGACGUGGUGCUGGACCAGCUGAUCGAGGCAGCUAGGAACAUGGACGUCACCGAGGGCGAGGGACAGCUUCUGAUUACACAAGGACCUAUGGAGCCGAUCCCAGCUCCGAUUCCUUUGGAGCCCUCGCUGACAGAUGAGGCAGAGUCUUUGAGCAUGGCUUCGCCGUCGGAGUCCUGGCUGGAGGCCGGGCUAGAGGAACAAGAACGUGAGCAAGGACAGGUCGUGGCCGACGAGGUGAACGAUGAGACACCAUAUCCGAAAGAGCCCCAGGUGCUAGCUGGAGCCCGGGGAUCCAGUGCAGGACAGUGUCUGCACGCUCGCUUCACCACCAAGGGGACCAACAAGCACUUCUACCUCAAGACGUGCCUCGACUGCAAGAAGGUCUUGGAACGACGCAAGAAGGAGCAGAUGGAUGAAGCUCCGGUCGUGUACCCCAAGAAGCCCGAGGACUGUGCCCACGUUCGUGUGAGUCGCCAGGGAACCAACAGUCACGUGUGGAAGUGGCAUUGCCAAGACUGUGGCAUGAGGAAAGAGGGUCGUGUUGACCAGCAGCCCAGCACUUUUAGCGACGUCCUCGGCGGCACUCUGGCUGGGAAUUUCCAGCAGGGACCCGACACCCCUGCCGUUAAGGUGCUGGAGCUUGCCGGCACCGUGGUGAUGAUUCAGGAGAGCGGUGGCGUGCCGAUGGGUUUGGACCGUCUGCCGUCCAUCGUUGAGAAGUGUGCGGCCGUCUACCGUCAGAGAGAGGCCGCCCGAACCUUGGGGGCGAACAUGGCGGCCGGCAGUGCGAUGAAUGCUCCUCGCCAAACGGCUCCAAAAGCCCGUCCUGGAGCAUCCCAUUCGAGUGGAGAUCAGGCCGGCCAACUUUCCGCGGCCCACCUGGAGAAUGUGACUGGCAAUUCCGUCCUCCAGUCCGGCAAGUACAAAGGGCACACGUUUGAGAAGGUGAUGAAGGACUACCCAGAGUAUGCCGAUUGGAUUGUGGCCCAGACCAAGAACUUGGUGGAGGUGUCCUUGAGGCAGUUUCGCCACUAUGUGGUUCUCCAGAGAGGUCGAGGACCCACCGCCUAUAUGGUCAACGAUCACCCACCUUCGGAGGACUAUCUUCUGGCAGUCCUCGACUCAGGGUGCAAUCAAACGUGCCACGGCGCCCUCUGGAUGAAGAAGUUCGUCGAGGCAAGCGGACAUGAGUUUUGCCCUUUGCAGCAGUCCUCGCGACAGACUCUUCGGGGCAUCGGCGGCCGAGUUCAGGCUUUGGGGAAGCGGACCAUACCUAUUUCCCUGGAGCUGCAAGACGGCAACCUGACCCAUGGAAGCAUCGAGUCCAUCGAGCUGGAAGGCUCGGAGGCCCCUCUUCUUCUUAGCUGCUUUGCCCAGAAGCAGCUUGGCAUUGUCUUGGAUCUAGGCAACCUCACGGCGCACAGCCGAUUGUUUGGCCAGGACCUGACCCUGGAAGAUCGUGAGGGCCUACCUGCUGUUCGGCUUCUCCCCUUUAAUGACCAGUACCAGCAGCAGUUUGCCAUGAUGGUGGAGAAGGACACGCCGGCGGCAGAGACGACCCAGCCCGACCAGGACAUUGCCGAAGAGGAGGUCCAUGAGAGUGACUUCUGGCAGCACCAAGAAGGAGUGUGGGUGCGAGUUCACGUGGUGCCCAGGGAGUCGCUCUACGAUCCGCGUGCUGAGCCGAGUGCCGAGGGGGACAUUGAAGCGUCAGUUCUUCACUGCGCGGUUCGGCGCACCGUGGCUAUUGUGGAAGCCACCGGGGAGAAGGCCGAGUUCCGUGACCAAUGGCUCCCACUUCGGCCAGACGAGCUUGACACCCGCGGCUAUCUUGAUGGGCCCUGGAAGGGGUAUACUUACUUCUACCGGGACUACGAGCACGCGCACGAGGAGCUCAAGGAAGACCGUAACCACGAGAGCACCGGCAUGUUUGCGGCGUUUGAUGAGGAGAAGCCGGUGGUUCUGAGCCGGGGUCAGAAAAAGGCCCUGAGGGAGCACAGCGACAAUCUUGGGCGCGAGGACGCGGCCAUGUGGGCCGAGCUCAAAGGCACACCCGACUACCGACGAGCCUCUCGACUACUUCCUCGCGGCUGCCGUUACUUCGUUCUGGAGCCGCGGCUCUGA